AUGGCGCAAGAGGGGGCCGGCGGCAAGGGCAAGCCGCACGCGGUGGUGUUGGUGUACCCGCUGCAGGGCCACGUGAUCCCCGUUACGCACCUCGCGCUGCGGCUGGCGGCGCGGGGCUUCGCCGUGACGGUCGUCAACACUGAGGCUGUGCACCACCAGACAGCGCGCGCGCUCGGCGUCGACCCGGCCGGGUACGACGCCUUCGCUGACGCGCGGGCGUCGGCCUUGCCGGAGACAAUGGACGUGCGGUACGAGCUGGUGAGCGACGGCCUCCCCGUGGGGUUCGACCGGUCGCUGCACCACGACGAAUUUAUGGGCGCGCUGCUCAAAGCCUUCUCCGGGAACGUUGAGGAGGUGCUCCGCCGCGUCGUCGUGGACCCGGCCGCGACGUGCCUUGUCACGGACACAUUCUUCGUGUGGCCUGCCACCCUGGCUAGGAAGCUCGGGAUCACGUACGUGUCCUUCUGGACGGAGCCCGCACUCAUCUUCAACCUCUACUACCACGUCCACCUUCUCAACAAGAACGGCCACUUCGGAUGCAACGAGCCUCGGAAGGACACGAUCACGUACAUCCCAGGCGUGCCGGCGAUCGAGCCGCACGAGCUCAUGUCGUACCUCCAGGAGACGGACACCACCAGCGUGGUGCACCGCAUCAUCUUCAAGGCGUUCGAGGAGGCACGCGGCGCCGACUACGUCCUCUGCAACACCGUGGAGGAGCUGGAGCCGUCCACCAUCGCUGCGCUCCGUGCCGAGAAGCCCUUCUAUGCCGUUGGUCCCAUCUUCCCCGCCGGAUUCGCCCGCAGCACCGUCGCCACCUCCAUGUGGGCCGAGUCCGACUGCUCCAGCUGGCUGGACGCGCAGCCGGCGGGGUCCGUGCUCUACAUAUCCUUCGGCAGCUACGCGCAUGUCACCAAGCAAGAGCUUCACGAGAUUGCGGGGGGCGUCCUGGCGAGCGGCGCGAGGUUCCUGUGGGUGAUGCGGCCGGACAUCGUGAGCUCCGACGACCCAGACCCGCUGCCGGAGGGGUUCGCGGCGGCGUCCGCUGGGCGCGGGCUGGUGGUGCCGUGGUGCUGCCAGGUGGAGGUGCUCUCCCACGCCGCGGUCGGCGGCUUCCUGACACACUGCGGGUGGAACUCCGUGCUGGAGAGCGUGUGGGCGGGCGUGCCCAUGCUGUGCUUCCCACUCCUCACCGACCAGUUCACCAAUCGCCGGCUGGUCGUGCGCGAGUGGCGGGUCGGCGUGCCCAUCGGUGAUCGUGGCUCGGUGUUCACAGACGAGGUGAGGGCAAGGAUCGAGGGGGUCAUGUCCGGGAAGGAGGGGGAGGAGCUCCGGCAGGCGGUGAAGAAGGUCAGGGCGACGCUUGAGGCUGCCGCGGCGCCCGGCGGGUCGUCACAACGGAGCUUCGACGAGUUCAUCGACGAGCUAACGCGCCGUUGCGGCGGACGCUGAGUUCAGCGAGCCAGUGGCCGUGGAUGGAGCUUAUAUUCAGCUGUAUGUAUCAGUGUUUUGUCCACGCUUGGGUUUACUCUGUCCGGUGCCAUAGAAGAACUCGAACCAUGUGAACGGUCUACAAUCUAUACGUAUCUAUAUACCGUAUACUCUCUCCGCGAGAGAAUAAAUGUA
Molecule: messenger RNA, 1623 nt
Organism: Lolium rigidum
Lineage: Eukaryota; Viridiplantae; Streptophyta; Magnoliopsida; Poales; Poaceae
Product: UDP-glycosyltransferase 86A1-like
Exons: 2
Coding region: 1-1449 (482 amino acids)
Molecular function (GO): UDP-glycosyltransferase activity
Source: RefSeq, a predicted model, not a curated record